Vicia villosa (hairy vetch) is the source of this 1139-nucleotide messenger RNA. Its product is annotated as aquaporin TIP4-1-like. The transcript is spliced from 3 exons. Gene Ontology annotation, molecular function: water channel activity. The record is from RefSeq and is a predicted model, not a curated record. Gene Ontology annotation, biological process: transmembrane transport; water transport. Gene Ontology annotation, cellular component: membrane. NCBI's taxonomy places the organism in Eukaryota, Viridiplantae, Streptophyta, Magnoliopsida, Fabales, Fabaceae. The coding region runs from base 86 to 826 and encodes 246 amino acids.
CCAUUAUAAAUUGGUAGCUUCUUUGAUCCAUAUUCUUGCUAUCGAGUGUUGAAAGCAAUUAAUUGUAAAUUAAUCAUAAGUCAUUAUGGCCAAAAUCGCGUUAGGAACUGCCGGAGAAGCCACUCAACCUGAUUGCAUCCAGGCUCUCAUCGUUGAAUUCAUUGCCACCUUUCUCUUUGUCUUUGCUGGUGUUGGUUCUGCAAUCACUGCCGAUAAACUCAGUGGAGAUGCGUUGGUGGGAUUGUUUUUUGUGGCUAUAACACAUGCUCUUGUGGUGGCUGUCAUGAUUUCUGCCGCUCACAUUUCCGGUGGCCAUUUGAAUCCCGCCGUGACAUUAGGCCUCCUUGUCGGCGGCCAUAUCACCGCUGUCCGUUCGGUUUUAUAUUGGAUUGAUCAAUUGAUUGCAUCUGCAGCAGCUUGUUAUCUUCUUCAUUACCUAACCGGUGGAAUGACAACUCCAGCUCAUACACUUGCAAGUGGAAUAGGGUACACACAAGGAGUAGUUUGGGAGAUUGUGUUGACAUUCUCUUUGUUGUUCACUGUCUAUGCAACUAUGGUUGAUCCUAAGAAGGGAGCACUUGCUGGGCUUGGACCAACUUUGGUUGGGUUUGUGGUAGGGGCUAAUAUCUUGGCUGGUGGGGCAUUUUCAGCUGGUUCAAUGAACCCAGCAAGAUCUUUUGGGCCUGCUUUGGUUAGUGGAAACUGGACUGAUCAUUGGGUUUAUUGGGUUGGGCCACUUAUUGGUGGUGGGCUUGCGGGUUUUGUUUACGAGAAUUUCUUUAUUAAUAGAGAUCAUGUUCCUCUUGUUGAUGAAGAAAACUACUAAGUGUUAAGAUUAAGAUUAGGGUUUUUGUUGGGAACUUGCAUAAAAUUUGUGGUAUUGUGGUGUAAUAUGGACAUAAAUGUAUGGGGUUGUGCUUUAAUAAGCCAAUCAGUGGCAUUAUUUGUAUGUAACUUGCAAUUUACAUUAAUGGCCUAAUGGAUUGUGUUCCCCAUUGAUAUUGAUAAGUAAAUUGGGAGAAUCAAAGGCUAUUGUUGUGAGGGAUUUGACACUCUUGUACCUUAACUAUUAACUAAUGUUGUUCGUGUGUUUGAUCAUUAUAAAUAGAGUCGCAGUCUAAAAGAUCACUUUAUCUCAC